This is a messenger RNA of Staurois parvus, 552 nucleotides long. Lineage: Eukaryota; Metazoa; Chordata; Amphibia; Anura; Ranidae. The record is from the annotation of a GenBank genome assembly.
GAGGGGCAGAGACACAAACUACUGGGGGAAUCUCCUCAUUGUGGGAGGGGCAGAGACACAAACUACUGGGGGAAUCUCCUCAUUGUGGGAGGGGCAGAGACACAAAAACUACUGGGGGAAUCUCCUCAUUGUGGGAGGGGCAGAGAUACAAACUACUGGGGGAAUCUCCCCAUUGUGGGAGGGACAGAGACACAAACUACUGGGGGAAUCUCCCCAUUGUGGGAGGGGCAGACAUACAAACUGCUGGGGGACGGGGGAAUCUCCCCAUUGUGGGAGGGGCAGAGACACCCACUACUGGUGGAAUCUCCCCAUUGUGGGAGGGGCAGAGACACAAACCACCGGGGGAAUCUCCCCAUUGUGGGAGGGGCAGAGACACAAACUACUGGGGGAAUCUCCUCAUUGUGGGAGGGGCAGAGACACAAACUACUGGGGGAAUCUCCUCAUUGUGGGAGGGGCAGAGACACAAACUACUGGUGGAAUCUCCCCAUUGUGGGAGGGGCAGAGAUACAAACUACUGGUGGAAUCUCCCCAUUGUGGGAGGGGCAGCAGAGA